Pecten maximus is the source of this 2009-nucleotide messenger RNA. RefSeq lists its product as uncharacterized. Gene Ontology annotation, molecular function: DNA binding. NCBI's taxonomy places the organism in Eukaryota, Metazoa, Mollusca, Bivalvia, Pectinida, Pectinidae. Bases 709 to 1620 code for a protein of 303 amino acids. The transcript is spliced from 8 exons. The record is from RefSeq and is a predicted model, not a curated record.
AAUCUACAUCUAGUACUUCUUUUACCUAGAAUUUAAAAUUUGACCACAUCGUUGACUGAAAUCGUUUUUAAAUAUCUUUAUAACAAUUUGGAAUUUGACUCAAAGUGAAAAAUAACAUUUCAAGGGCAUCUUGUGGGAUUCAACGCAAUACUUUAAUGUCAUGAGCAUUCCACCCAAAGUUGUGUUUUAUAAAGCUUUUAUUGAUAACAAAUACUUCAUUAAUAAGAAAAUAGAUAAUAUGCUAUUGACCUCAUGUAGGGUGGUAGUAGAUAGCUAAAGCUUUCCAAUUUAACAAUUAUUUAUUAAUUUAUGAUGUUUCAUAAUGUAACUUAUUUCAAAUUCAGAACAUGCACAUGUUUGAAAACAAACAAGUUAAAUUAUUCAAGAUAAACUUGCCUUUAUAGGCCUCGUCAUUGCCAGUCAAAAUAACCUUCCAACAGAACUUUGAUACGAAAAUGAAUCUAGUAUGAUUUUACAUCAUGUUUGUAACUUUGUAUUGAUCUUUCAGAUGAUUCCGAAAGAAAGGAAUUUAAGGCAAUUAUUGACAGUGCCGAGUUUGUAGAGCUGUUAAAGAAGCUUCAAAUUGGGCAGGUGGGAGAACCAGAGCCUACUGUCCGUACUGAUCAGGAGGAAGAACAGCCUAACAUAGAGGCAUCAGCAAAAAAAAGGAAGUCUAACCUCAGUGAAGGCGAGAAGUCAAAUAAAAAAAUGAAAAAUUUAAAGAAAAAGCAGCAGACGAACAUUGAGAAGGCUGCCAGUUGUUUGGAGUUACUUGAGUUAGAUUUGCUAACUUCCAGCUGCAUCAGUACUGUAUCAUCAUCAAAACAGUCUGAUGCAACACCAUCCACCCCGCAGCUGGUUGUCAUGCCAACGCCCAGUAUUGAGACCCAGGAAGUAGCUGUUCAUCAGCAAUCAUGCAGCUCUGUUCCAGAGACUAAUUUCAAUAGUCUUUCGGAUGAUCAAGACUUGACACAAUCGUCAACUAGGAGUUCAUCUAUAUUAGGACAAUCAUUUGAUGUCCUGAACAACACGUCAUCUUGUGCCACAUACAACAGAACUGGUCCAGAUGUCCAGUUGCAACAGAGGGUGGAGGCUGUUGAGUUAGAAUUGUCAAAGUGCUGGGCCUAUAUUCAUCAGCUUCAGAACCAAGUUUCCUGGCUGUAUAAUCAACAGCAGAUGAAUACCGUCAACUAUGGAAACCAACCUUGCUCUUCAGGUGCAACCACUAUCACAGAGUCAACGCCAGUUCAAGAUGCUGUAACAACUAACCAAAUGAAGGCCACAUCUUUAGAAAAUAGACCAACAAGCCUGGACACAACUACAACUACUGGCCAGAUGUCCUACACCAAGGAACAAUUGAAGUCACUAUGCCAAGGCAUAGAUGAUUAUUCAAAGGCAGGAAAGCGUUUGUUUUUAAGGCUGUUCAAAAGAGAGGAAUAUGUAGGGAGGAGCCUGACUGGGAAAGCGCCAAACAGAAGCACUCCAGCAAAGCCCCGGAUUGAGGACAGAGAAAAAUUACAACUUCUGUAUGAUGUGGUUGCUGAACUCUAUGGUGUCAGGAAGGAGUCACACAUCAACCGGGAGCUUGCUGACCUCCUCAAGCCAAGCCGAUGCCGAUGAGGAAAAUUAGCUGGUUUUAUAGUUCAUGAACAGUUUUCUGUAGUGUUGGGAGGAAAGCAAAUUAACAAUCAAUUAUUGAAAGGAAUACAGUGAACAAUUAAUUGAUCAAUCCAAAUAGUAUAUAUCUUCACUACUUUAAGAACAUGUAAUUUAUAGCAUUUCAUAUAGCACUUUGGACUUCAUUUAUCAUCUGCCAUUUUGACAAGGUGCUGUUAUGCAGUAUUUUCGUACAAUAGUCAAAAUCUAGUUAUCUUGAUUUAAGAGUAUACUUUCCUUUUCUCAAAAUAAGUGAUGACUCUAAUUUUUGUUGAAGUGGUCGAUUUUUGACUAUCAGAACACCACUAGUUUUCUGAAUUAAUAAAAUAACAGCAAUAAGAAUAAUUGUUUUA